Messenger RNA from Cynoglossus semilaevis (tongue sole), 2872 nucleotides. Its product is annotated as flotillin-2. Lineage: Eukaryota; Metazoa; Chordata; Actinopteri; Pleuronectiformes; Cynoglossidae. The record is from RefSeq and is a predicted model, not a curated record. The transcript has 11 exons. Gene Ontology annotation, molecular function: protease binding. Gene Ontology annotation, cellular component: plasma membrane; cytoplasmic vesicle; flotillin complex. Gene Ontology annotation, biological process: protein localization to plasma membrane; regulation of myoblast differentiation. Bases 312 to 1598 code for a protein of 428 amino acids.
GGAUUUAAUUUUUGAUGAAUAAUAACAUCGGACAUCAUUGUUGCACAUAGGAUUUCAACUAAAAACAGAGCUAUUUUAUUUUAUUAUAUUUUAUUUUAUCGCUCCUAAUCCCGUGUUGACGCCUGACGUCAGCGUGUAUCGUUGGGCGGGCCUGUUGUUGUCUUUGUAGUCCAGCAGUCGAGCGUCAUCCGCGCCUUUCAUCCUCUCAGACACACACUUGUUCUGUAAAAUCCUACGAUUUCUUCACUAUCUUAGUCAAGAAACACCUAUCAGUUGGUUGUUCCUUCAGCCCUCUUCUGCGUCCACUCACCAUGGGGAACUGUUUGACCGUGGGUCCAAACGAGGCUCUGGUUGUCUCCGGUGGCUGUUUGGGCUCUGAUGAUAAAACCUACGUGGUUGGAGGCUGGGCCUGGGCCUGGUGGCUCAUCUCUGAUAUUAAAAGGAUAAGCUUGGAAAUCAUGACUCUGCAGCCACGAUGUGAAGAUGUGGAGACAGCAGAGGGAGUCGCCAUCACUGUCACAGGAGUUGCUCAGGUGAAGGUCAUGACAGAGCAUGACCUUCUAGCAGUGGCCUGUGAGCAGUUCCUGGGUAAAUCAGUGGUGGAGAUCAAAUGUGUUGUUCUACAAACUUUAGAGGGACAUCUGCGCUCCAUUCUUGGAACCCUGACGGUUGAGCAGAUCUACCAGGACAGAGACCAGUUUGCUAAACUGGUGAGGGAAGUAGCUGCACCAGAUGUGGGCAGAAUGGGCAUCGAGAUCCUCAGCUUUACUAUUAAGGAUGUGUUUGAUAAACUGGAUUACCUGAGCUCUCUUGGAAAGACACAGACUGCAGCUGUCCACAGGGAUGCAGACAUUGGCGUGGCAGAAGCAGAGAGGGAUGCUGGGAUACGGGAAGCAGAAUGUAAGAAAGAGAUGAUGGACGUGAAAUUCCAGGCAGACACGAAGAUGGCUGACUCCAAGCGAGAACUGGAGCUCCAGAAAGCUUCAUUUAAUCAGGAGAUCAACACCAAAAAAGCACAAGCUCAGCUGGCAUAUGAGCUGCAGGCAGCCAAGGAGCAGCAAAAGAUCCGUCUGGAGGAGAUCGAGAUCCAGGUGGUGCAGAGAAAGAAAGAAAUCACCAUCGAGGAGAAGGAGAUCGAUCGCACAGACAAGGAGCUCAUUGCUACAGUGAAGAGACCUGCUGAGGCCGAGGCUUACAAAAUGCAGCAGCUGGCCGAAGGACACAAGACGCAAACAGUGCUCCUCGCACAGGCCCAUGCAGAGAAGAUCAGGAAGGUUGGUGAGGCAGAAGCUCUCUCAAUUGAAGCAGUUGGCAAGGCUGAGGCUGAGAAGAUGAGACUGAAGGCAGAGGCCUACCAGCAGUAUGGAGAGGCUGCUAAAACUGCCAUGGUCCUGGAGGCCCUGCCCAAGAUUGCUGGCAAAGUGUCGGCACCGUUAUCCAGGACUAAUGAAAUUGUCAUCUUGAGUGGAGAAGGAAACCGUGUGACAGGCGAAGUGAACCGCCUGUUGGCUGAACUUCCUGUGUCUGUCAAUGCACUCACCGGAGUGGAUUUGUCAAAGAUCCCAUUACUGCAGAAGAUGGCGAGCAAACAAGCCUGAGCACUGGUGAUUUUGAUGACUCUUGUUCUGUUGUAUGCACUCUUAAAGACUGCUUUUAAUACACUUGAAAAUGUUGUUUUCUACCUAUAUACCAUAUAUCCAGUACGUUUUGGAAACCUCUGGUGCCUUAAUUUAUAUAGGACCAGAAAAUCUGCAUGCACUGCUGCUCAUUGAAGACAUUUCAUUUAAUUUUAUUACUGGAACAUUCCUUGGUAAGAUCUAUAUUUUGGGGGGGGGGGGGGGUUGUGUUGGGGUUGCAAUUUUCUUUUUGUGAAACCAGUGUGAAGACAUUGUUGAUUGGGGGUUGUUGGAGAAGAGAUGUGAAUGGUGACUUUACCCGUUAAUAUUUAUGAUGCCAUGUAACAAUCUGGACACGACUGCUGUUUCAGAAAAAAGGUUUCUCUACGUGCUGUAGAAUAAUUUUGUUGAUUUUAUUUUUUGCGUGAGAUCUUUUUGCAUUCAUUGAAUGAUUUAAAUGUGUAACAUUUUUGUAACUGAAAUGUUAUCAGGUAUUUUAUGCUUGUGUUUUUUAUUUUUUUACAGUGUAACAAAGGUGCUCACAACCUUUAUUUUUUGUCAUGUAUUUAUUGUUGGAUAUGGUAAAGUAAGGUUAAAAUGUUACUUCAAAAAUGAUUAUAAAUAGUCUCUUAUUUCACAGCAGGGGAAGAUGUUGAAAUCCUGUCUAUUGAACUUUGAAUUCUGCAAAUUCUUGUAAAUUCUCUGCCAUGUUUAAACUUUUAUCUUUUCACAAAACAACUUAUUUUUGUGCAUCCAGGUGUUCACUGAUGUGCACACCGUUGCAUAGAACUAGUUUAUGUCAAAGACAUCCACAGUAACCUCAGAGCUACAAUCAUCUCCAAAGCUCACAGACUGAGAUAUACAGUUUGAUUGAGAAGAUAGAACAAGUUUGUUUUAUUUUGUGUUUUAGCACACUUCCAUAGACAAAGAGAUGACUGUUAUGAGUUGUAAUAUUAUUUUUUUGUCAUUUAUUAUUCAUCAGACUAUUGUUUGGUGUGUGUUAUGUAUUUGUGAUAAGCAAAUAAGCACUGGGACAUUCUUUUUAAAUUGUUUACAGGCAAAUAUUUUUAACUUAAUGUUCAUUGUGUAAACUGUAAUCUUUGAUUUGUGAAAACUUUAAUUGCAUUUCUAAUGCUGUUGAGUCCUUUGUCCCUGUGUCCCUGUAUGGUCUUGCUGCAUGUCAUCCACCUGUACUUAAAUCAUCAGUUCAAUCUGAGCUCAUUGUUUCUCUAAUAAAUCAGAAAUGCUAUAAUUUA